AAUUUUAAUUUUUAUAUAUAUUUGACUGAAGAGAAAGCAGAGUGUGUUCCUUAAAAGCAAUGUCACAAUAUUGAAAGUUUAAACCUGAAGCCAGCUACCUCUCAACAACCACCACGAUCUUGAAGACGCAAAAAAGUAAAAGGCUUCUUUUUCUGUUGUGUGGGUUUUCUGCUUUCUGAGAUGGCAGAUGAGCCUUUUCUCUCCCCCCAAUCAAAACCCGAAUUUCGGCACAUCCUUGAUGGCUCUCAUCAUGGCUUUUAUCUCACAAUCCCACAGUCAAUCUCAACACCAGCCCUCUUGCAAUCUGAAAUCGAGGACCACCCGCAGAUUCAACCCCCUCCCCGUUUUGAUUAUCCUGUUCCUAGUACAGGGUCAAAGAAGCCCGGUUCUCUCAAGCGAUGUAAAACGGCUCCGGCCAUGGCUGUCAUGCGUGAUUUGAAGCCCAAAACACCCCAAGUGCCUAAACCUCAAUCCGAGUCCAGCUCCAUUAUCAGGCAAGCUGUUUUCUUGCUUUCCAUUUACUUAAUUCUCGGUGUUGUUAUUUAUUCGUUUAACAGAGAUGAAUUCUCGGGUAUCGAGACUCACCCGGUUGUUGAUGCUCUCUACUUCUGUAUAGUCACUAUGUGCACCAUUGGUUAUGGUGAUAUAGCUCCUUUAACCCCAGCUACCAAGAUUUUUGCUUGUGUGUUUGUGUUGGUGGGUUUUGGUUUUAUUGAUAUAUUGUUGAGUGGGGUUGUGAAUUAUGUCCUCGACCUGCAAGAGAACAUGAUAUUAACUGGGAUUCAGAUGGAGAAAUCACAACAAGGGUUUUCAGCUAGGGAUUACAUUGUUGAUGUGGACAAAGGAAGGAUGAGGAUUAGGCUUAAAGUCGGUUUGGCACUUGGGGUUGUGGUGUUGUGUAUUGGGAUCGGAUCUCUGAUUUUGUACUUUGUGGAGAGCUUGGACUGGGUUGAUUCUAUUUACUUGUCUGUUAUGUCUGUUACCACAGUUGGAUAUGGGGACAGGGCCUUUAAGACUCUGCCUGGACGCUUGUUUGCUGGUGUUUGGCUCUUGAUUUCGACGCUGGCCGUCGCUAGAGCUUUCCUGUAUUUGGCUGAAGCAAGGGUUAACAAGCGGCAUAGGAGGAUUGCCAAGUGGGUACUACAUAGGGAUAUCACUAUUGAGGAUUUGCUAGCUGCUGACAUAAACAACAAUGGUUUUAUCAGUAAAUCGGAGUAUGUCAUUUACAAGCUCAAAGAAAUGGGGAAGGUUGGGGAGAAGGAUAUAUUGCAGAUAUGCAAUCAGUUCAGCAAGCUUGAUACAAAUAACUCUGGGAAAAUCACUCUUCCUGAUCUCUUAAAAUAUCAAAUGUGAUAUUCAACAGACCAAGUGAACUAUAUUCAUUUGUCUAGAGAUUCUCUAGACUUGUUCUUGGAAAAGGGCAUUUGCAUGGGGGAGUUGUACAUUCAUUCAGGUUAGAAAUCCCAAUUUUUUUACUUUUAUAUUGUGAUAUAUAAAAAGGAAAUGGAAUCAGAAAAGAGAGAAAGGGCAACGAGAUGCUUCUGAUCUCAUUCAUAUUUGAAUUGUAAAUUCUUUGUUGCCUAUGUAUUCAUCAUCCCCACUUUUGAAAUAUAUAUAAUGAAAAGUAAAUACAUAUUCGUA
Molecule: messenger RNA, 1641 nt
Organism: Gossypium arboreum
Lineage: Eukaryota; Viridiplantae; Streptophyta; Magnoliopsida; Malvales; Malvaceae
Product: two-pore potassium channel 5
Exons: 2
Coding region: 181-1353 (390 amino acids)
Biological process (GO): stabilization of membrane potential; potassium ion transmembrane transport
Cellular component (GO): plant-type vacuole membrane
Molecular function (GO): potassium ion leak channel activity; calcium ion binding
Source: RefSeq, a predicted model, not a curated record